This is a messenger RNA of Pelodiscus sinensis (Chinese soft-shelled turtle), 1377 nucleotides long. The record is from RefSeq and is a predicted model, not a curated record. Lineage: Eukaryota; Metazoa; Chordata; Testudines; Trionychidae.
CCCACCAGCACCUGCACCGCCGGAGCAUGCCGGUGGACGACCGGGACCUGCAGGCGUCCGUCCCGCCCGCCGCCCUGGGCGAGUUCUCCCCGCUGGUCCGCUGCACCUCGUACAACCCGGAGCGCGAGAGCUGGGCGUCCGACUCCUCCGACUCGGUCACCUCCUCGGGCAGCGAUUCCGACAGCCACCUCUACAAGGUGAUGCUGCUGGGCGAGCACGGCGUGGGCAAGACCAGCCUGGCCCGGAUCUUCGGCGGCGUGGAGGACUGCCCCGACGUGGAGGAGGCAGGGAAUACGUAUAACAGAUCAAUUAUCGUUGAUGGAGAAGAAGCUUCUCUCAUAGUGUUUGAUAUAUGGGAGCAGGAUGAUGGCCAGUGGCUACAGAAUCACUGUAUGAAAAUGGGAGAUGCCUACAUUAUUGUAUACUCUGUCACAGACAAAGUUAGUUUUGAAAAGGCCUCAGAACUGCGAAUUCAGCUAAGAAGAGCAAGACAAACAGAAGAUAUUCCCAUCAUUCUUGUAGGGAAUAAAAGUGACCUUGUCCGAUCCAGAGAAGUCUCGGUAGAUGAGGGACGGGCCUGUGCUGUGGUGUUUGACUGCAAAUUCAUUGAGACAUCAGCUGCUCUUCAUCAUAAUGUGAAGGAUCUGUUUGAAGGUAUCGUUCGACAAAUCAGACUUCGCAAAGACAGUAAGGAAGACAAUGCCAGGCGAAUGGCCAAUGCAAAAAGAAGAGAAAGCAUAAGCAAAAAGGCAAAGCGAUUCCUUGGGAGAAUUGUAGCAAAGAACAACAAGAAGAUGGCUUUCAAGGCAAAGUCAAAGUCUUGCCAUGAUUUAUCUGUGCUUUAGAAUCCUUCACCAAGGCCAGAUGCUGCACAUUGCUUGUGAAUAAGCAUUUGACUUCAGUGGACAAACUUACAUGGUGAUAAAAAUGACUUUUGGAACUCUCCUUAAUGCCUUAAGGUUCUUAAGCAAGACCUGGAAGUUGCAUUAUGAUGUUUGCUUCAUUGGUAAAUGGUUUAAGCAUCAGUGUGCAAGUAAAUGAACUAAUUUUAAAUAAGUGGCUUUGUAUGCCCACGUCUUCACUGUGUAUGUAUUGUUACAUGUUCUCCUGUCCUAUGGAUAGAGCUGAAAAGGAGAGAGUGUGAAAUCACCAUAAACUUGUCUCCUUUGCAGGGCAAAACUUGAAAACAUUUGUACGCAGGCUCGUACACUUUUUAGUAUGAAUAAGCAAUGAUAUUUUUAAAUUUAAAGGGGGGUUGUUCAAACUGCAUUAGAAUGGGAAAUAGCAAAAUAUAUAUAGUUAGAUACAGAAUAAAUACAAUUUUAUGAAGUUAAUUUGCACUUCUAUUAACUGUUACUGAAUUAGUUAGUUGUUUAC